UUCUCCGCUGAAAGGUCCCCGGAUGUCAGCAUUGACAAGAUGGAGACGUCGAUUGCGAUUGACCCGGAUCACCUCUCGCGGCCUCUGUAUCUUCAAGUUGACCGUCGAGAACCCAGGCAUGUCGGAAGCCGAAAUGGCCCGGAAACUGCGUACCCUAUGUACCCAGGGUCAUUUUCGAGACGCUCUAUCGCUAUUCUACUCCCUGAACACACCGCAUUCUCAAGUCUACGCUAUCCUUUUCCAUGCCUGCUCGCGACUCGGCUAUCUUGACGAGGGCCGACGCCUCCAUCAGCACAUGCUUGAUCAUAACCAUGAAGCCGGUCUUUACGUUUCCAAUCAUCUCAUUAACAUGUACGCGAAGUGUGGUUGUCUAGACUUGGCCCGUAAAUUGUUUGACAAAAUGCCUGAGAGAAAUAUUGUUUCUUGGACUGCUCUUAUUACUGGGUAUGACCAACAUGGCCGACCUGACGAUUGCUUCUGUCUCUUCUCGUCCCUGAUCGCCCAUCAUCGCCCCACUGAAUUCGCCUAUGCAAGUGUCCUUAGCUCCUGCAAUCGCAUUCGAGGCCAACAGGUACAUGCUCUCGCAUUGAAAACAUCUUUUGAUGCUUAUGUUUAUGUAGCAAAUGCUCUCAUUACAAUGUACUCCAGGAGCGGCUGCUGCGAUCAGAAUUAUGAUGGUAAUGAUGCUUGGUUCAUCUUCCAAGCCAUGUCCUUUCGUAAUCUCAUUAGUUGGAAUUCGAUGAUCGCAGGGUUCCACCUCUGUGGUCGUGGGACUAAAUCUCUCGAACUCUUCUCUCGGAUGCACUUUGAGGGCAUCGGAUUUGAUCGUGCAACGCUUGUCACUGUCCUGGCAUCCAUGUGUUCCUGUUAUGAUGCUGACUUUGAUCUUCUUAUGCAUUGUUAUCGACUCCAUUGUCUUGCUACCAAGACGGGGUUUGCCUUGAAGGUUGAGGUUGCUACUGCACUAGUUAAGGCCUAUUCCAUGCUUGGAGGGGAUGCCACUGAUUGUCGCAAGCUUUUCUUGGAGAUACGUGGCCAUCGAGACGUCGUAUCUUGGACUGGGAUUAUAACAACAUGUGCAGAGAAGGACCCAGAAGAAGCAUUCCUCCUUUUCUGCCAGAUGCGCUGGGAAGGUGUGGAUCCAGACCGUUAUACCUUUUCAAUUGUCAUCAAAACAUGUGCAAGCCUCGCAACUGGGCGCCAUGGCUCAUCUAUCCACGCACAGAUCAUUAAAGCCGGGUUUCAGGAUGACACAGUGCUUGCCAAUGCCUUAAUCCAUGCCUAUGCAAGGUGUGGCUCUAUAAGCCAUUCAGAGAAAGUUUUCAAUUCCAUCAUGGAUCGUGACACGGUGUCAUGGAACUCAAUGUUCAAGGCUUAUGCCCUGCAUGGACAAGCCAGUGAAGCAUUAGAUCUCUUUGCAAAAAUGAACGUCCAACCGGAUGCAACCACUUUUGUUGCCCUCCUAUCAGCCUGUAGCCAUGCUGGACUUGUAGACCAGGGAACUAAAAUUUUUAAAACAAUGUCUGAAUGUUAUGGAAUAGCCCCUCAAUGUGAUCAUUACGCCUGUAUGGUUGACAUUCUUGGGAGAGCUGGCCGCCUUAUUGAGGCUGAAGAUUUAAUUAACAGAAUGCCUAUGGAGCCUGAUUCUGUGGUGUGGAGUGCACUGCUUGGUGCAUGUAGGAAACACAAUGAACCAAAGUUGGCUGAGCUGGCAGCAGCGAAGUUGAUGAAUUUGGAACCUAAAAAUUCAUUAGGUUAUGUAUUGAUGUCAAACAUAUAUUCUUCAGAGGGUAGUUUUGAUGAUGCAGCACUUAUUAGGAAACAAAUGAGAGGAUUUAGGGUGAGGAAAAAUCCUGGCUUGAGCUGGAUAGAGAUUGGUAAUCAAGUGCAUGAAUUUGCAGCUGGAGGUCAAUUCCACCCACAAAGAGAUGCCAUAUAUGCUGAGCUUGAAGUACUGAUUGGCCAGUUAAAGGAGAUUGGUUAUGUGCCUGAGAUAAACCUAGCAUUGCAUGAUACAGAAGAGGAGCACAAAGAGGAGCAGUUGUAUUAUCACAGUGAGAAGCUAGCUUUGGCAUUUGCAUUGAUGAAUGCAGGUAAUCCUUGUUUUGGUGGGGGAAUUAUAAGGAUUAUGAAGAAUAUACGGAUUUGUGUUGAUUGCCAUAACUUUAUGAAAUUGGCAUCAAAAUAUGUUCAAAAAGAGAUACUGGUGAGAGAUGCAAACCGUUUCCACCAUUUUAGAGAUGGUUUGUGUUCUUGUAUCGACUAUUGGUGACCAAUUGAUAUCAACAAAAAGACUCAUAAAAAAACAAUUGAUAUCAAGAGAAAAUAGCAGGAACCAAGAGUACAUUGGCCUAGUUCUUCACGGCAUAUCUAGAGGUUUUGCCAGAUUUGUCAGGUUCACUAGAGGAGGUUAUGUUUGUAAGGAUAUAACUUUCAAGUUUUAUGAGACUCAUGUUCCAUGGCAGAAGUGAGGUGGAACAGACUACCAAGUGGUUGAAGAUUUCAUGAUAUGUUGUCUAGACAUUCAACAUGCAAUACAAUCUCCUUCAACAAGGUUGGAUCACCGUGGGCUGUUAUGAUGAUUCUGAGUGAAAAUUUGAGGCAUGUAAUUGUGGUUAGUUCCUCCAGUCUUCAAAUGGACUAUUCUGUUGGGCACCAAUACCCAAUGUUCUGUUGCACUUAACACCAUUACCCUGGUCAGUCUGUAAUACCAUAAUGGUGCAAGCAACCUUAUGUGGACAAAGGAUAAGGAGCAUUUAGAGCAGAUCUCUAUUUGUGGUUGGGAUUUAUUUGUGUUAUAAACCAUUUAUGCAUGCUCCUUUUCAUA
Nelumbo nucifera (sacred lotus) is the source of this 2827-nucleotide messenger RNA. RefSeq names its product Tetratricopeptide repeat (TPR)-like superfamily protein. Gene Ontology annotation, biological process: RNA modification. Gene Ontology annotation, molecular function: protein binding; zinc ion binding; RNA binding. The record is from RefSeq and is a predicted model, not a curated record. NCBI's taxonomy places the organism in Eukaryota, Viridiplantae, Streptophyta, Magnoliopsida, Proteales, Nelumbonaceae.